GAUUAAAGUGUUAUUGUGAUUUUAUUAUUUUCUUUAAAAAGGCAAAACGAGCUAAAAUAACAAAUCAGAAAAAAAUAAGUUUAUGAGAAAAACAUAAAUUUGGUCGAUUUUAAUUAAAUUAAUCUAGCAUAAUCAUGGAUAAUUUCAUCGUAAAACGGGAGGACGGUGAUAUUGUGACGAAUCCAGCCGAAAGAAAUAUAAUCCUGCUAAGAUAUGCUGCAUUUUUGAACGAAAAUGAGAAUAAUGGGAUCCAACAGAUGCAAAUGCACCAUCAUCAGGCUUCCUUAGCACAACAAAUCCACAUUGUCGAACAACAACCACCUCCACAGCCAAAAAAAAGCACAAAAGCGUCUGCCGUACAAAAUGCAAACGUUCAAUUAGGAACAAAUAAUCAAAAACUCAGCGGACUCAAAUGUCAUUUGUGCUCAAAAGUUUUAUGUAACAGCCAGUACUUAAGUCAGCAUAUCCGAGUUGUACACGAGAAUAUCCGCGAGCAUGGAUGUGGCUAUUGUGACAUGAAAUUUGGAUCAAAAUCUCAUCUCAUAAUCCACGAGCGAAAACACACAGGCGAAAGGCCCUACUCCUGUGAAGUUUGCAACAAAGGCUUCGCCCAAAAAUCCUUGUACUCUUACCACAAGAAGAGAGCCCACACUAGUAGCAGCAAUCAAUAAUAAUCUCAUAAUAUAGUUUUAAUGCGUGGUAAUAUUCUCUUGUAAUCUUGAUUAUCCAUUUCUUUCGAUAAUGCAAUUAAACGAAGAAAUCUUAAUUAUUUUUUUUUUGAUUCAGUUUAUGAUUAUUUCUGGUUCAUAAUAGAGCAUAAGAGCAUAACACACAUACAAAAUAAUUGUGGCAUAAAAAUGAAAAGGAUGAUGAUGAUGAUUUUGAAAGAAUUUAUGCAAUUUUAAAUAUUUCAUAGUUGUAGUUUUCUUUUCGAGCAACAAGCUAUAUUUACAUCCCUUCUACCCCCAAAUUCUUUCAUCAUUUCACUUACUUUCUAAUUAAUCUAAACCCUAUCCACUCCAAAUUCCAAAACCUACCU
Molecule: messenger RNA, 1039 nt
Organism: Chironomus riparius
Lineage: Eukaryota; Metazoa; Arthropoda; Insecta; Diptera; Chironomidae
Source: the annotation of a GenBank genome assembly